Messenger RNA from Pyricularia grisea, 540 nucleotides. RefSeq lists its product as uncharacterized. The record is from RefSeq and is a predicted model, not a curated record. Gene Ontology annotation, cellular component: membrane; intracellular membrane-bounded organelle. The transcript has 3 exons. NCBI's taxonomy places the organism in Eukaryota, Fungi, Ascomycota, Sordariomycetes, Magnaporthales, Pyriculariaceae. Bases 1 to 540 code for a protein of 179 amino acids. Gene Ontology annotation, molecular function: heme binding.
AUGGUCGAGUAUACUCGACAAGAGGUCGCCAAACACGAUGAGCCUGGCAACUACUGGCUCAUUCUACACGGCAAAGUUUACAAUGUGUCUUCAUACCUAGACGACCACCCCGGUGGUAAAGAACUAUUAGAAGAGUCUGCAGGCACAGACGCUACGUCAGACUUCGACUUUGCUGGCCACUCAGAGGAUGCGAUUAAGGCUCUCGACGGCUUCCUGGUCGGUUCGCUGGUGGGAUACACGGAGAAGAACAAAUCGGCCCUCACGCUCCCCUCACCUAUGAAGAACAGACAGGCAGGUCGAGCCGCACCGUCGGCUGAUCCUGGGAAGAUGAAGGCCUAUAUCGGUGUGUCAUUCGCCGCUGCCGCCCUGACGCUGGCCUCCUGGCUCCUUGGCACGUCGACCCACAUAUUGUCUGGAUUCCCGGCUGGGGUUUUGUCGACACUAGCGGUGGUUCUGUCGGUGGGAUGGUACUGUGCUGUGUCGGUUAGAAAGGCAUUGAUUCCCGGCGAAGAUGUAUUUCGUUACCCGUCUUACUUUUAA